Lathyrus oleraceus (garden pea) is the source of this 1062-nucleotide messenger RNA. RefSeq lists its product as uncharacterized. The transcript is spliced from 13 exons. Lineage: Eukaryota; Viridiplantae; Streptophyta; Magnoliopsida; Fabales; Fabaceae. The record is from RefSeq and is a predicted model, not a curated record. The coding region runs from base 1 to 1062 and encodes 353 amino acids.
AUGAAGAGGAUGAUGAUUAUAAUUGCUGCAAGAAUGAUGACGACAUGGAUUGUAGCGAUUGAAGUUGAUGAUAACGAAGUUUUAAGAAAUAAUGAAGAGGAUGAUGAUUAUAAUUGCUGCCAGAAUGAUGACGACAUGGAUUAUAAUGAUGAUUUUAACGAUCUUUUUGUUAAUUGUCUUUUCUUGAAUUUGCAAAUUCCUCACGCUGUUAAUCAUUUUUUCUGGAUAGAAGUUGAUGAUAACGAAGUUUUAAGAAAUAAUGAAGAGGAUGAUGAUUAUAAUUGCUGCAAGAAUGAUGACGACAUGGAUUUUGAUGAUAACGAAGUUUUAAGAAAUAAUGAAGAGGAUGAUGAUUAUAAUUGCUGCCAAAAUGAUGACGACAGUGAUUGUAGCGAAGUUGAUGAUAACGAAGUUUUAAGAAAUAAUGAAGAGGAUGAUGAUUAUAAUUGCUGCCAGAAUGAUGACGACAAAGUUGAUGAUAACGAAGUUUUAAGAAAUAAUGAAGAGGAUGAUGAUUAUAAUUGCUGCCAGAAUGAUGACGACAAAGUUGAUGAUAACGAAGUUUUAAGAAAUAAUGAAGAGGAUGAUGAUUAUAAUUGCUGCCAGAAUGAUGACGACAAAGUUGAUGAUAACGAAGUUUUAAGAAAUAAUGAAGAGGAUGAUGAUUAUAAUUGCUGCCAGAAUGAUGACGACAAAGUUGAUGAUAACGAAGUUUUAAGAAAUAAUGAAGAGGAUGAUGAUUAUAAUUGCUGCCAGAAUGAUGACGACAAAGUUGAUGAUAACGAAGUUUUAAGAAAUAAUGAAGAGGAUGAUGAUUAUAAUUGCUGCCAGAAUGAUGACGACAAAGUUGAUGAUAACGAAGUUUUAAGAAAUAAUGAAGAGGAUGAUGAUUAUAAUUGCUGCCAGAAUGAUGACGACAGUGAUUGUAGCGAUUGUUGGAUGGUGGUAGCAGGUUUUGUUCCUUUGUUUGGACAGAUAAUGCUAAAUGCCAAGGUUGAGAAUGGAGAUGAAAGAAUGAGAUUGGUUUGGUUGGCUGCAGAGCUGGUUAGUGACAAAGAAUGA